AUGAAGAAGUGUUGCUAUUUGACUAUCUUUGUCCUCCUUGUUCAUUUGGAGUUAUUGGCCAUUCAACCUGUAAAUGCGACAGCUAAAAGGGUGGUCGUUCCUCAAAAUCCUGCAGAUUAUCUGUCUUUGACUUACUACCUUAACAAAUGUCCAGAUGCAGAAGGCAUCAUUCAGCAAAAAGUGGGAGCUUGGAUUCAGAGGGAUUUCACCUUGGCUGCUAGUCUCAUUCGUUUACACUUCCACGAUUGUGCUGUUCGGGGAUGUGAUGCAUCCAUAUUGCUGAACUACAAAGGAAGCGAGAGGUCAUCUUAUGUGAGCAGCACUUUGAGAGCUUUCCAAGUGAUUGAUGACAUUAAGGCAGAACUUGAGAAGAGAUGUCCCAGAACUGUCUCUUGCGCUGACAUUCUCACUGCUGCGGCUAGAGACGCCACUGUUUUCGCCGGAGGACCAUUCUGGGAAGUCCCAUUUGGACGUAAAGAUGGUAGAAUUUCUUUAGCCAAAGAAGCAGAAGUUGUCCCUCAAGGCCAUGAAAACGUUACCGCUUUGAUUGAGUUCUUCCAAACCAAAGGUUUGAAUAUACUCGACUUAGUCACUCUCUCUGGCGCACAUACCAUUGGUAGAUGUACCUGUGGUACAAUUCUAAAUAGGCUCUAUAACUUCAAUGGAACCAAAAAUCCUGAUCCCUCACUCAAUACCAGCUACUUGAACUUGUUGAAGAAAAGAUGUAAGCGUUCAACAGAUUUGGUUUACCUUGAUGUCAUAACUCCAAGGACUUUUGACACUGUUUUCUACACAAAUCUUCAGAGGAAAGUAGGGUUGUUAACAACAGAUCAAGAACUCUAUUCAGAUGAAAGAACCUUACCCUUUGUAGAAGCAAUGGCAUCUCAGCCAUUUCUAUUUCAGAACCAGUUUAUAGUGUCUAUGACAAACCUUGGAAACGUGCAAGUUCUUACUGGGAAUGAAGGUGAAAUUAGAGCGAAUUGCAACUAUGUUAAUCGUCGUUGA
Quercus lobata is the source of this 1005-nucleotide messenger RNA. Its product is annotated as peroxidase 7-like. The record is from RefSeq and is a predicted model, not a curated record. Lineage: Eukaryota; Viridiplantae; Streptophyta; Magnoliopsida; Fagales; Fagaceae. Gene Ontology annotation, molecular function: peroxidase activity; heme binding. The transcript is spliced from 2 exons. The coding region runs from base 1 to 1005 and encodes 334 amino acids. Gene Ontology annotation, biological process: response to oxidative stress; hydrogen peroxide catabolic process.